AUGCUCUCCUUCACUGUAGGCAACCUUGUAGUCACUGACAUCGAUGUCAAUAUCAUCUUCAAAGGGGAACAAAAACACUCUCACUCCACCGGGCGUCGACUCUUAAUUGACUCUGCUGGAAAUCCCAUUCUCAUUCUACCCCGAUGGUUCCAAUUGAAGACCACAUUGCAUGUUUUCUUAGCAAAUAACACCACUGAGAAUGCACCUGACUUCAAAAUCAAAGGAAGUUGGCUCCAACGAUCUUGCGUCAUAUAUGCUGGGAACCCUUCUACCAUCAUUUCCCAAAUGCAUAAGAAGCAGACUGCUAACUUGUUUGCCAAGGAUACUUUCAUAGUGACAAUUUCUCCUGGCAUUGAUUAUGCAUUCAUAGUUGCGCUUAUUGUGAUUCUUGAUGCAAUUAACCUUGAUAAUGGCGAUUAA
Prunus armeniaca (apricot) is the source of this 420-nucleotide messenger RNA. Lineage: Eukaryota; Viridiplantae; Streptophyta; Magnoliopsida; Rosales; Rosaceae. The record is from the annotation of a GenBank genome assembly.